UAUAACGUAGAAACAUUCAGUGCUGGUACAUCGUUGAUGCCAGUAAGUUGAAGACCAACGUUUUGAUAAUGAGCAGGAUUACGUAAAAUUAUAAAUUUAUCGACGAAUGUUGUGCAUGUUAAUAACAACGAAUAAUUUUUUCAAUGAUUCAGAAAAUUAUAAAUUAUUUAAAAAUAUCAACUUUUUAACAGUAAAUCAGCAGCUGCAGCAUGUGGACUCGAUGGACUACGUUUCUCUUUGAGUAUAACAUGGCGGCUGGGUACCGGAACUGCAACCGAAUUGUUGUGGUAGCUUCAGUAGCGAUAGUGACGUUUGCUUACGCCCUGCAAAUCGUGACGGCCGAUCAAGUCAACCCCGUCGACUUGCAGGCCGGAGAUUUCUGCGCGAAAGUGGGAUGCUGCUCUGAGCGUAACGAGAAUUGUUCCGUGCCGAUAUCGGGCACGUUGUGUUAUUGCGAUGAAUUCUGCUACGUCAAUCGCACCGGGUCCGAGGACUGUUGUCCCGACUACAUGUCGUACUGCAAAGUCGAAUUUCUCGCUCCCGAACCGAUAAUAUAUAAACCAAUCCCAGACGACUUGGCCGGAGAUUUCUGCAAGAAAUUGGGAUGCUGCUCUGAGGGGCGUAAUGAGAGUUGCUCCGUGCCAAUAUUGGGCACGUUGUGUUAUUGCGACGAAUUCUGCUACGUCAAUCGCACCGGGUCCGAGGAUUGUUGUCCCGACUUCAUGUCAUACUGCAAAGGCGUCGAACUACCCGCGCCCGAUCCGCUAACCAAUAAACCAAAUUGUACUCAUGGUGAAGUGAUCAAUUGCAAUAAAUGCCGUUGUCAAAAAAUCAAUGGAAAUACGACACAAAUGUGUGACGAAAACGAAUGUCUCAUUGAUCCGUCACUCUUGAAUACGAUUAAAAUCCAAAGUCAUCAAUUUGGGUGGUCGGCCAGAAAUUACAGUGAAUUUUGGGGUAGAACAUAUGACGACGGACUUAAGUGGCGGCUAGGUACACUGCAAUCACCGGAAAAGAUUUUACAAAUUGUACCUUUGAAAGCUGUAUUCCACAAAGAUGAACUAAAGUCGUCUUUCGAUCUACGCAAAGUUUGGGGUGAAAGAAUUACUGAUCCUAUAGAUCAGGGUUGGUGUGGUGCGUCCUGGGCCAUAAGCACUGUUCAAGUGAUCACCGACCGUUUUGUUAUAAUUACUCGAGGACUCAUGGGCGACGCGCUGUCACCAAAACACCUGUUGUCCUGUAACAGUUUUGGCCCACAGCGAGGAUGUGAAGGCGGCCAUUUGAUCACUGCUUGGAAUUGGGUUAGGAAAUUUGGACUCGUCACUGAAGAAUGUAACCCAUGGGAUGGUCAGAUGACAGGUUGUGCAGUGUCCAACAAGAGUAGCAACAAUGAAUUAAUCGUGCCAUGUCCGAGUUCAACCAAAACUGCACAACUCAGACGAGUAGGUCUGAUGUACAGAGUGACCACAGAAGAGGGUAUUAUGAAUGAGAUUAUGAAUUGGGGAUCAGUACAAGCCAUGAUGAAAGUGUCAAAAGAAUUUUUCAUGUAUGAAUCGGGCGUGUACAAAUGUUCAAACGUUACCAAGGGAUCGAAAACAAGAUACCACACUGUACGGAUUGUUGGCUGGGGUGAAGAGCAACAGAAUGGCAAAACAGUAAAGUAUUGGAUCGUUUCAAAUUCAUGGGGACUUUGGUGGGGCGAAAACGGAUACUUCCGGAUACUGAAAGGAACCAACGAGUGUCACAUUGAAGACUUUGUUGUAGCUGCAAUGGCAGACGUCAGCGAUUUCUGUAACAUAGCAGAUCGGUCGUCUAAAGAAAACGCUUCAUACACACUGAAUGGCACCAAAAUUGAUUUUGUUUAAGUAAAUUAAUUAAUUCAUUCAGCGGAUAAAAAAUUAUGGAAAAAAAUUAUUCAUAAUUUCAUAUUUGUUUACAACCAAGUUGGUACUUAAGGUUUAAGCUCCUGAUGCGCUUUCAUAUAAAAUAAUAAGUAAAUCAGGUUAAAAGUAUUUAAAAUAAAUCUAUCGGGUGUAUUCAUACUAAGUAAAUAUAAUACUUAAAUGGUUGACAA
Molecule: messenger RNA, 2074 nt
Organism: Rhopalosiphum padi (bird cherry-oat aphid)
Lineage: Eukaryota; Metazoa; Arthropoda; Insecta; Hemiptera; Aphididae
Exons: 9
Coding region: 210-1865 (551 amino acids)
Biological process (GO): proteolysis
Cellular component (GO): lysosome
Molecular function (GO): cysteine-type peptidase activity
Source: RefSeq, a predicted model, not a curated record